Messenger RNA from Symbiodinium natans, 876 nucleotides. The record is from the annotation of a GenBank genome assembly. NCBI's taxonomy places the organism in Eukaryota, Dinophyceae, Suessiales, Symbiodiniaceae.
AUGGGUGGCCUUCCCAGCGACAAAGUCACACUGCGGAUGAUGUCUGGCGAGAUUAAGGAAAUUUCCGCUACAGGAACCCUGGCAGAUCUGAGGCAGAUUGUCGCACAGUUCGCUCAGACGUGUCCGGAGUUCGUUCGAUUUCUUCAAGACGAGACGGUCCUGGCAGAGUCUGUAGAUGUGGCUUCCUUGGCUGGCAGCGAGGUGGCAGCUUUGAUCACACCCAGUGUGCCCAACUUGCUCAAGGCGCUUCGCCGGGAGGAGUUUACUUUCAGAGGGCUUAAUGAGAAGUCCACGUCGGCCAGUGCGGCCCGUGGCUUCAAUGUCCUGCAUGCAGCGGUGUUCAAAGGGAAGCUGGACAUGGUGCGAUAUCUUCUUUUGGAGGAGGAUUUUCUGGGUGUAAAUGAUGCUUGCAGCGACGGCAGCGGCUACACGGCCUUGCAUUUGGCUGCUGCCCGUGGGUUGGUGGAUGUGUGCCUGGAGCUCUUGGGAUGCCAUCGUGUCGCGCAUCAAGAUGCGCACAGCAUCAAGGAUGGCACUGCUCUCCAUAUCGCAGCACAAAGUGGCCAUACUGCUGUUCUUCAGGAAUUGCUUGACUCUGAGCAUUUCGCGGCAGUGAACUCCGUGAUUGUGGCUGAUCAGUGGCGCCAGGAUUGGCGGGAGAGAUACGGACAGACGGCAUUACAUGCCGCUGCAAGAUAUGGGCGCAAAGAAGCAGCAAAGACAUUGCUGGACCAUCCCCGCUUUACUGCAGUAGGUGCCUACACCAAGGCAUUCAAGGAUGCAGCUGCGCUGGCGGACGAAGUUGGACACGCGGAGCUCGCAGCAAUGAUCCGCAGCCAUCCGAAAGUGCAAAAGCACCGGCGAGCUCAGGCAUAG